Amborella trichopoda is the source of this 1250-nucleotide messenger RNA. Its product is annotated as stem-specific protein TSJT1. Lineage: Eukaryota; Viridiplantae; Streptophyta; Magnoliopsida; Amborellales; Amborellaceae. The record is from RefSeq and is a predicted model, not a curated record.
AUCUCACAGUGCUUUGUUUCUCUCUCUCUCUCUCUCUCUCUCUCUAAAAAUCCGAAGUUUUCUCUCUCUAGACUCCGGAGUAUCGCAUUGGCUUCUCUCCAUCCUUCCUUGCUCAUUGUUUCUCUGAAACCCAAAUUUUCCCCCUUUCUCUCUCUUUCCUUGUUCAUUGUUUCUCUGAAGCCCAAAUUUUCCCCCUUUCUCUCUCUCUACUUGCAUUGCUACAAUCCCAUAUUUUCUCUCUCUAAAUUUGAGGCUUGUUUGAAGAUGUUGGCAAUAUUCCAAAAAGCAUUCGCUCAUCCACCUGAGGAGCUCCACAGCCCGGCCUCAAAGGACCAGACAUCAAAAUGCCCCGAUCAGAUCCUCCAUGACUUUCUCUCUCUAUACCCUCAAAAUUCCGUCUGUACUAAGUUCGGGGACAGGGCCGUUCUCGCCUACGUUCGAUCCCAAGAGCAACCCGGGUUUCGAAGGGUGUUUUGUGGAGUGGAUGAGGUGUAUUGCCAAUUCAAAGGGAAUUUAGACAAUCUGAGCAGUUUGAUAAGGCAAUAUGGUUUGUGUAAGGCCACAAAUGAAGGUCAGCUCAUUAUCGAAGCUUACAAGACUUUGAGAGAUAGGGGGCCUUACCCUGCUGAUCAGGUCAUCAAAGAUUUCCAUGGACGGUUUGGAUUCGUCAUCUAUGACAGCCGCUCCGGUGCUGUCUUCACUGCUCUGAGUGAGGAUGGUGGGAUGGAGAUGUACUGGGGCAUCGCGGCCGACGGAUCGGUGGUUUUAUCGGAUGAGAUGCAGCUCCUUAAAGCCGGAUGUGGCAAGUCCUUUGCUCCCUUCCCACCAGGGUGUAUGUUCCACAGUGGGUCAGGAGUACAGAGCUUCGAGCACCCAAUGCAUAAGGUAACGGCCAUCCCACGUGUGGACAGCGAGGGCGUCAUGUGCGGUGCAAAUUUCAAGGUCGAUGCGUACACACGUGUGAACACGAUGCCACGCGUGGGCAGUGCAGCUAAUUGGUCAGCAUGGGCAGCUCAAUCUCAAUAGUAUGGUCCUCGUAACAAAUAAUGCCUCCUCUCUAUCUCUAUCUCUAUGUCUAUCACUCUGCAAUUUGAUGUACAAAUUUUUCUAUUUUCUCUACGCUUUUGUGUCAUCUUUUCUUUAAGUGUGUUUCAUUCAACUAGUGUGAGGCUUGACUCGACCUAUUAAUGUACUGCAGCGAGGUUGAAUUUCAAUUUUAUAAAAGGACUUUGUUCACUUUCUUUUCUUAA